AUGAUUCGAGCGCAGCGGCCUUCCCCCACCUCACUCCUCUUCUGCUCGCUGUCGGAGGCCCGCUUGUUGAGGCAGCGCUGCAUCGUCCGCCGUUCCUAUCCCCUCAGCGGAAUCACCCGGAUUGCUGCUGCGAAAAUGGGAGGCAGCGCCGACGUGUUGACUUCCCCCCCUGCACAAGCGGUGAUCGGUGACCCCGAAUCCCUGGCGAAGAAGAAGGCCGCGAUUCGCGAGCUAGGGCCUGCUAAGCUCCAGGUGAGAUCUUCUUUUCGUCCAAGUUUAUCAUUCCCGGCUUUCCUGGCGAAUGUGGCUUGUCAAGGGGGGACGCACUUUGUGGUGUUCUCUCGACUGAUGCAGCGUGAACAUGCUAUUCGGGGCAACAAUUUUUUUUUCAGGUGAUUGCAGAUUUCGAUGGAACGCUCACUAGAUAUUGGAUUGACGGUUGCCGUGGACAGAGUAUGCUCUUGAUCUAACCUCUUGGUGUUCUUACCUGUGAUGCUGAACUAACAUAGAUUCUCCUUUUUGGAUCGAUAUGUAUAUGUAUUUUUACCUAACAUAUUUCAUUUGUGGCUGGUUUGUAGCCAGUCACGGCCUACUGCAGCAGAGUGAUCCCGUGUACGAUGCCAAGAGGCAGGCACUGUACGAAUAUUAUCACCCGCUGGAGUACUCCCCCACGAUUCCCAUAGAUGAAAAGACAAAGCUCAUGGAAGAAUGGUAAUCACUUCAUGCGACUAGUGUCAAGAGCAAAAUGCUAUCAAUUAGAUGGUUUUUUUCAAGCAUUUUCUGCUUAAAAAUAUGCUUCAUUUGCCCGCGGAUGAUUCAACCUUGCCAGUCGUUGUGUGGAAUGUCCCUAACCCAAUGGCAUCUAUUCGACUCGUUGUAUGGUGGUUUUCUCCUGAAACUCUGGCCUCCAUUGGGCCUAAGCAUGAAAAAAUAAUUCCAGAUCAUGAAAAUGACCGCCUUUCUACAUCCAUCGUUGAGUUAGUUCUCUUCUUCAAAAGAUUUGAAGUUUCUAGUCCUCUCUAAUUAUUGGAUGAUGCACAGGUCAAAGACCAAAAAAUUUCAAAUUUCUUUGAUUGAUGACCACUAAAUUUCAGUCCAUCGGUCAAAAUGAGAGAAGAAAGGGUGUAUCUUCGCUCAAAACAAAGGAAGCUUGUUUACUGAUUUUACCAAUGAAUCUUAAUCACAGAUGCAUGGAACCUUUCAUAUUCAAAGAAAAGGGCUUUAGUGUUGGUUUUAUGAGUAACAAGGUUCCACAGAACUUUGGAAGUAUUACUUUUCAUUUUUUUCUACUGUAAUUAUAUAGACAUCUUAAGUUGGAGAAUUUUUUUGGUUAGCAGUAUAAACAUGCAUGUUAACUCAUAUUCGGCCAUUGGUGAUGUUCACGGUUGUAUAUCCUAUGCCUGAAGAUUUAUUACAUGAGGAUUGGAUCAUAAAGCAAUUGGAGAACAACUCGAUUCAUAUUAAUGCUCACUAAAUUGUCAAAUUCUCCUGGUAAUGUACAUUCCAAAAUAUCAUAGAUUCCUCAUGCUACUUCCAUUUAAUUUCCAAACAGAGUUUAUUAAGAAAUCCUUCAGUAAGGAUAAAAAGGACAGAACAUGAGGCAAAAUUGAUGGAUAUUUUCUCUUCUGUUCCGCAUAGAAAACAUUAUUCUUUUUACGGUCCAGUCAAGUAGUUACUUGCCAGCUUGUGCUUAUGAAAACAAGGGUUUAUUUCUAUUCCGUCGGUCAGUAUCUUAUUUAAGUUCGAGAAACUGAAGAAACUGAUUUAAUGACUUUAGGUGGGACAAGACCCAUUCUCUUCUUAUCGAAGGAGGCCUCACCUACAAUGACAUUCAGAAGUCUGUCUCAAAUGCCAAUAUCGCCUUUAGAGAUGGGGUAGUCGAACUAUUUGAGUUUCUAGAGGUAUGGAUUGCAUUCACUGAUGUUUGGUAAUAUCCAAACAAAGUUGUCUAAAUUGGACUUGGUUGGAAUCAUUAGAUCUGAUGCAUUCAAUGUUCAAGAGCAUACAUUCAAUAUGAUGCAUUCUUUUCAUAUCUAGUGUGUAACUGGUGAAUGGUGGCUUAAAAAUUCCGAGUGAUUCCAUGACAUGCAUCAAGAACUACCAUGCCUACAUAAUAAAAUAAAAUAAAACUUUGUAGAAUAUGCAGAGCUACACGCUAUCAGAUGCUUGGCCUCACUAAGUCAUAUCAUCAUUACAGAAGCUCAAUAUUCCGCCAUUCUCAUUGAGUCUACAUACCCUUUCAAUGGGGUGAAGUUGAAGCUUUCUACUCGUUUACAUUUUAACCUUGGAAGCUUUCGUCAUUAUUUCCAGUUAUCCUAUGGCACAGUCUUAGAAGCAUGUUCUAUGCUCCUUCCUCUACGAAUUCUAUGAAUCUCCUGUGAUUCUUUGCUUAAUCAUUCUAUGCUCCUGUGACUUACUGGCUGAUUCUGUGUCCCCGGUUUUGAUUCUCAGGAGAAAGGUGUUCCUGUUCUGGUUUUCUCUGCAGGGCUUGCAGACAUUAUAGAAGAGGUCGGUAUGAUAAUCCCAGCUAUAUAUACUCGACCAGUUUCAACUGACAGCAGGUGUCACAUGUUCUUCAGGUGUUCAGGCAAAAACUUCAUAGAUCGUUCAAAAAUAUCAAGAUAGUGUCAAACCGCAUGGUAUUUGAUAACGGCCGCCUUGUUGCCUUCAAAGGUAUGAUACUUCUCUAAAGCAAGGGAAUUCAUGGCCAUCUUCUAUUUACCCACACCUCUUCUCUCUUCUUUCAAAAGCUCUUAAAUUCCACUGUUUUCUGUGCCGCCGCUCUCCUUCUCUUUGUUCUCAUCUUCCUUCAAUUUUUCUGUGUGUUGUCACUACUACUACAUCUUCUCUUGCUUUUUGAGUGAUGCUCUUCAUUCACCGCUCUCUUCUACUACUCAUCUUGCUUCUUUUGGCCGACAGGGAAGACGAUUCAUGUCUUGAACAAGAACGAGCAUGCUCUGGAUAUGGCUGCCCCAGUACAUGAACAGCUGGGAGAGGGCAAUGGCUCGAAUGGCGACAAUAUGUCAGUCAAGAAGAGAACAAACGUGUUGCUUCUCGGAGAUCAUACGGGGGACCUUGGAAUGUCCGACGGCUUGAAUUAUGAGAACCGCAUCGCCAUUGGGUUCCUGUAAGUUCGACUUAGAUUUCUUACUUGACGAUCAGAGGUUUCAUUUUGUCAAUCUGGCUGCUGAUUAGUUUGACCCUUAAAGCAGAUCAUCCUCAAUGUUGAUUAUGAUUGAUAAUAAUAAUAAUAAUAAUAAUAGAAAAGCAUUCCAUCAAUUCAUCUUCUUACUGCGAAUGAGCUCUGCCCAGAGGGAUGUUACUAGCUAGCCCCAUGGAGCUCUGCUUUACAUCAUUGAAGUAUACAUACCAAUGCUCUCCAUUUUGUCUUCCAUAAGACAUUUAUUCUUGUCUUAUUCAUGGUAGUUCAUAUGGUGUCCAUUUGUGUUCAUAGGAACAACAAUGUCGAGGAAUCUCUCAAAACCUACAGCGAGGCAUUCGAUGUGGUGUUCACUGUGAGUUUCCCUCUGAUUUGUCCACUGCCAUUUCUAUUUCUGUUCCUUGAAGGCCAUCCCUCCCCCAAAGUAUCCAUCAUUCUCAUCUUCUCUUUUUUUUGUGGAUCUCUUCUUCUGCAGAAUGAUGGGUCUAUGCACGGAGUGUUGCAACUUGUUUCCCAACUGUGUUCUGAUACUUAG
This is a messenger RNA of Spirodela intermedia, 3695 nucleotides long. Lineage: Eukaryota; Viridiplantae; Streptophyta; Magnoliopsida; Alismatales; Araceae. The record is from the annotation of a GenBank genome assembly.